AUGGCGUCCCGGCGGUUAGCUCUCAACCUCACCCAGGGACUGCGCAACCGCGCUGCCCUCAACACUGUCGCCCCGUUGAGAAGAGGCUUUGCGACGCCCGUGGUGAAAAAUGGCGUGAAGACGGAAUCAACGACCCUGUCCAACGGCCUCACGAUUGCUACAGAGCAUUCGCCAUGGGCACAAACAUCGACCGUUGGUGUUUGGAUUGAUGCUGGUUCCCGAGCAGAGACAGACAAGACCAAUGGCACAGCUCAUUUCCUUGAGCAUCUGGCCUUCAAGGGUACCAGCAACCGAACACAACAACAAUUGGAGCUGGAAAUCGAGAAUAUGGGUGGUCACUUGAAUGCGUACACAUCUCGUGAAAACACUGUGUACUACGCCAAAGCCUUCAAUGCCGAUGUACCCGCGACCGUCAACAUCCUCUCCGAUAUCCUCACAAACUCCAAACUCGAGCCCCAAGCAAUUGAGCGAGAGCGCGAUGUAAUCCUAAGAGAGUCAGAGGAGGUCGAUAAGCAAUUGGAGGAAGUUGUCUUCGAUCACCUACACGCAACUGCUUUCCAAGGUCAACCACUAGGACGAACAAUUCUGGGACCGGCCGAGAACAUUCAGAGUAUUCAACGCGAGGAUUUGGUCAACUAUAUCAAGACAAACUACACUGCUGAUCGCAUGGUUCUUGUCGGUGCUGGUGGUGUUCCCCAUGACCAGCUCGUUGAGCUUGCUGAGAAGCAUUUCUCCGGUCUUUCAAGCGACAGCUCUGCUUCCCUUGCUCCAAAGCGAAAGCCAGAAUUUAUUGGUUCUGAGGUCCGAAUCCGUGAUGAUACCAUCCCAACUGCGAACAUUGCUAUUGCUGUCGAGGGUGUUAGCUGGAAAGAUGACGACUACUUCACUGCUUUGGUUACACAAGCUAUUGUCGGUAACUGGGAUAAAGCAAUGGGCAAUGCUCCUCAUAUGGGAAGCAAGCUCAGUGGUUUCGUCCACAAGAACGAUCUGGCCAACAGCUUCAUGAGCUUCUCCACAAGUUACAGCGAUACUGGUCUCUGGGGUAUCUAUCUCGUCACCGACAAGCUCACCCGAAUCGAUGAUCUUGUUCACUUCACACUCCGCGAAUGGUCCCGAUUAUCAUAUAACGUCACAGACGCCGAGGUUGAGCGAGCUAAGGCUCAGUUGAAGGCAUCUAUUCUCCUCUCACUGGAUGGCACAACCGCUGUUGCCGAAGAUAUUGGACGACAAAUCAUCACAACUGGCCGUCGUAUGGGACCAGAGGAGAUUGAGCGCGUCAUUGGAGCAAUCACAGAGAAGGACGUUAUGAGCUUUGCGCAAAGAAAGCUAUGGGACCAGGACGUUGCAGUUAGUGCUAUUGGAAGCAUUGAGGGUCUGUUGGAUUACAACAGAAUUCGGAACGACAUGAGCAGGAACGCAUAA
This is a messenger RNA of Mollisia scopiformis, 1422 nucleotides long. RefSeq names its product mitochondrial processing peptidase beta subunit mitochondrial precursor. NCBI's taxonomy places the organism in Eukaryota, Fungi, Ascomycota, Leotiomycetes, Helotiales, Mollisiaceae. The transcript is spliced from 6 exons. The record is from RefSeq and is a predicted model, not a curated record. Bases 1 to 1422 code for a protein of 473 amino acids. Gene Ontology annotation, cellular component: mitochondrion. Gene Ontology annotation, molecular function: metalloendopeptidase activity; metal ion binding.